CUUAUCAAAAUUCCCCUAAAAGAAACUGCAACUCACCGUCGCCGGUAAUGGCUGCCUCCGAACCGGACGGUUGGUUAGCUGCCUUCCUGAAAUCGGGCAUCUAUAAGCUUGAUGAGGCCAAUGCAUUCUUCAUCGAUCCUGUUCGGGUCCUGAACCGAUCAUACACCCGAUUUAGGGUUUCUCCGUCCGCCUACUACUCCCGCUUCUUCCCCUAUUCGAAUCCUUCAAUCUGUAAUCCCGAUGUUUCGCCCAAAAAUCCCAAAAAGCGCAAAUGCCGCGGCAAGGAUAAGAAGAUAUCUCAGUCACUCAACUCGCGGGAGAAAUUGGCCGAACGACGGCAUCAGGAGGUGAGAGUGGGUUUGUUGAAGGCGCAUGAAGCUUUGCUUGGUGAUAGUGAGCUGCUGGGAGUUUUGAGGAAUUUGAGGGGUGAUGGAGACGAAAAUUGCGGAGAAUUGACUUCUGCGGAGCAUGACCUAGAUUUUGUGGAGUUAGGGAGCGUUUGGCAAGCUCCAUUUUACGAGAUUGUACUUAAGGUUGGAGAUGACAGCAGUGCGGUUGAAAAUGCAGGUAUCGGGUCCUCAUAUCAAAGAGAGGUUCCAGUCUUUGACAACUUAAUCGCCAAUGAGUCGAGUCAUGACAUAGAGGCUGAACUAUUGGACCACAAAUUUAUAUUUCCGAAGAAAAGUUGUGUCUAUAUGUCUGAUCUGAGGCAGAUUCACAAACUGAUUCCCGUGGAAUCUGAUUGUGGCUUCAAUCUGAUAGUGAUUGAUCCUCCGUGGGAGAAUAGCAGUGCGCAUCAGAAACAAAAGUACCAGACUUUGCCUAAUAACUACUUUUUAUCUCUUCCUGUAAAGCAACUCGCGCAUAGUGGUGGAGCUUUGGUAGCCUUAUGGGUAACCAAUCGGGAGAAAUUGCGAACCUUUGUGGAGAAUGAACUUUUUCCCAAAUGGGGAGUCAAGUCUGCUGCUACGAUUUACUGGCUGAAGGUGAAGGCGGACGGCUCCUUGAUUGGUGAACUGGAUCUCUUCCAUCACAGACCAUAUGAAUGUCUUCUCCUGGGUCUCAUUGAUGGAAAGGGGAUGAUGGAUUCUGAAGAGUUGCAGAGACCAGUAGUGAUCCCGGACAACCAAGUGUUCAUCAGUGUUCCAGGAGAUCAUUCAAGGAAACCCCCAAUUGGAGAGUUGCUACUGGACUACAUCCCGGGACCCAAACCUGCACGUUGCAUAGAACUGUUUGCUAGAGAGAUGAUCCAAGGGUGGACUUCAUGGGGUAAUGAUCCACUGCAUUUUCAAGAUUCGAGGUACUUCCUUCCUUCUAGAGAUAAGUAAAUUCAUAAUUUAUUAUAAUCAUAAGGUGUUGAGUACAAAAUUCUUACUUUUGAGGAUUCCAUCUAAAGGUUUAGGAGUGAUUAUGAGAUAUUUUCUCAAAAACAACCGCAGAGAUGAAUGAAUUAUCACUGUACUGUUGUUAUUAGUCAAUUUUGUACCAGAAUCAUAAAAUUUAGAGUCAGAAAAGGAGGAUUCUUAUUUAUUACUACUA
Molecule: messenger RNA, 1539 nt
Organism: Salvia hispanica
Lineage: Eukaryota; Viridiplantae; Streptophyta; Magnoliopsida; Lamiales; Lamiaceae
Product: Methyltransferase MT-A70 family protein
Biological process (GO): methylation
Cellular component (GO): nucleus
Molecular function (GO): nucleic acid binding; methyltransferase activity
Source: RefSeq, a predicted model, not a curated record